CACAAACAAUAUGUUUUGACAAAGUUAAAGUUUUGACCGUGAUAAAAAUGACGAGCCUUACAAUUAUUAUUUAAUGAAAAAAUAGUUUUAAAGUGUUAUUCGUAAAUAUGACUGUGUGGCAAAAGCUAGAAAAUGAGGAAAGUUACGCUGUUGCUCUCUACAACUACGGUACGUCGACGACGAACCACCUGCAGCUGGAGGUCGGUGAGCUAGUGCACUUGGAGCGGGAAUGCAAACACUGGUACUACGGGAAGAGCCUGCGCAGGGACAGUCGCGGUAUCUUCCCAAAGAGCUACGUGGUGAUACGGGAGUGCCAUGUUGAUAGAUGCGGCCAAACGGUAGUUGCAUCUGCGGGCGGCGGCGGCGUGGUUCACGACAUAGCAAUCACGCUGAGAGAAUGGCUCCAACACUGGAAGGCUUUGUAUACAAAAAACGAUGAGCGCUUCAAAUUCAUGGAAGUCAGUAUGAGGGCUCUACUGGAGUUGCGAGCUCAGGCCGCUUCGGGGGCCCUGCCUCAGGAUCAGUUGAGACGAGUCGCCAGGACUGCUGUCUUUACUAUAGAUAAGGGAAAUAGGACAUUAGGUAUGGAGUUAGCUGUAAGGACAAUGAGUGGGCAAUUGGUGGACCCAUUGACAACUUCAACUUUCAAAUUGAACGCAUUACACGACGAAGCGAAUUCGCGGAUUGACAAGAACAUGGAAACGACUCCAUCCAGCCGGCCCACAAGCCAAACGCCCACAGCGCGCACCUACACCGUAGUCGCCAACGUGAAGAACUUCGUCUGCCGCAUGAGCGACGUCGCUGAAUUGUCGUUGGCCUUGCACGAUUCGGCCGGAAAUAAGAUCACCGAGAGUGUCCUGCUGAAAUGGCCGCCGCAGAACUUGGCGGUGGAUUUGUUUACAGCGCCAUCUCUUGUUUUUACCGAUCUAGGGAGCGAUAUCAAAAAGGAGAAAAUAUUCCUCGUAUGUCAGGUUGUGAGGAUAGGAUCCAUGGAACCACAGAAUGUUGAUCACAGACGUAGCACAAUAACUGGUGUGGUACAAACCAGUAGUGCGGCAACAUUACGGAGGCCCUUUGGGGUGGCGCUCGCUGACGUCACACUGCAUCUGGCCAAUCAGCACGCGGAUAAGGAGAUACAGCUGCCAUUUUAUCCAUGCGACAAAGAUAACAUGGACUCAUUACUCAAGAAAGUCAUAUCGAACAGAGAUCUAAAGGAUCAGAAACACACGCAAGGGUUGUGGGUGUAUUUGCAGAUGUUUGAAGGGGAUUUGAAACAGAUACGACAAGAGAACCCACACAUUGUGGUCGGGAACAGUGCUUUCGCGCGCAAAAUGGGUUUCCCCGAGGUCAUCCUGCCCGGGGACGCGCGGAAUGACCUCUACGUGACCCUCGUCAGCGGCGCUUUCUCCAGGGGAGGCGGGAAGUCCUCCGAGAGGAAUAUAGAGCUGGUCGCGAGGGUCGUGGACAAGAACGGACAGAUUAUACCGGGAGUUAUUUCCAUUGGUGCAGGAGUGCCACUAGUCAAUGAAUAUACGUCAAUAGUUUACUAUCACGAUGAUAGACCGAGAUGGCAGGAGGUGUUUAAGGUUUGCCUAAACAUCGAGGAGUUCAAGGAGGCGCACAUAGUGUUCCUGUGCCGCCACCGCAGCUCCAACGAGGCCAAAGACAGGAGCGAGAGACACUUUGCGCUGGCGUACCUGCGGCUCAUGCAACGGGAGGGCACCACCACGCCGGACACUAACCACCAGCUUGCUGUAUAUAAGAUCGAGCACAAGCGCUCGCAGUCGAGCGACGCGGAGGCGGAGGCGGCGGCGGCGUGCCUGGGGCUGCCGUCGCGGCGCGACGAGCUGCCGGCGGGCGCGGACCGCGGGCUCACGCGCGGCCCGCUGUGCCUCGUGCACCGCGACACGCUCGUCGUCGCCACCAGGCUCUGCUCCACCAAGCUCACGCAGAGAGAGGAAAUCCUCGGGGUGCUAAAGUGGAGCACGCACCACGCGGAGGGCACGCUGCGCGCGGCUCUCGCGCGGCUGCUGCGCGUGCCCAACGACGAGCUGGUGAAGUUCCUGCAGGACAUAUUGGACGCGCUCUUCUCUAUACUCACUCAGGUGGAAGAAGAAUGCUCGGAGUACACAGAGCAAAGUUACGCGGUAUUGGUAUUGGAUUGUUUGCUCGUGGUGAUCUUGCUGGUGGCUGACCACAAAUACCAGCACUUCCAGCCGGUUCUGCACGUCUACAUAGAGCAGAGCUUCUGUGACGCGCUUGCGUAUGAGAAACUCAUAUCAAUAAUGGUGUGGGCUAUCCGGUCGGCGGAAAACGGUGAGCUGGCCUCCAAGAGGCUGCUGCAAUGCAUGAAAUGCCUGGAGAGCCUGGUGCGCGUGCUCGUGCGCUCCCGCCAGCUGCGCGCCGCGCUGGGCUCCAGCGCCGGCCGGAGCGAACAUUCCGCCACUUAUUGUCCGCAGUUGGAGAGUCUUCUAGAAGCCCUCGUGUGGUUGAUGCGUUGCGGCGACCACGCGCUCACGUGCCAGGGCUCCGCGCUCAAGUACCUGCCGCACGCGAUACCGCACAUGAUCAAGAUCUAUCCGGACACUAAACUUAGUGAGUUCACAGUGUGGGCACUAGAAGCCCUGCCCCUAGGUCGUCUAUCCAACCAGCGCUUGCACGCCUUACUGGAACUAGUGCGUGGUCCAUUAGGCACUAGUUCUGGCGCCAGAGCAGUUCUAUUGCCGCACUUGGCCAGUACGCUGCGGGCCCUGUUGAGAGCACCGGCUGAGUGGGAGCGCGAGGCGGCGAUAAAGUCGCGCUCGUUCAGCAAGGCGGCGCGGCUGCUCGGCGCCGACACCGCCCGCCUGGUGGACCACACGCAGCACCAGCAGUUCGUGGAGUUAUGUGUGGAGACUUUAGGGGAAGUCGUCACGCUAUUGGGUCGAGACGACGUUGGGCCAGUGGAGGCUGAUAGAGGAAUACUGGCGAGAUCGCUUUUGCCGACAGUGCUGAAGAUAGCUGUCACUAUGAUGCCGGAGAGAGCGAGAGAAGAUGGCAUACCGAAUGAUGAUCCUUUAUUGAGAAAAUUAAUCUGCGUGCUCCUGGACAUGGUGCGGCAAAUGUCCGAAGAACAGUACACUAUGGUGAUGAAAUCUGUAGAAGCGGAGAGUACAGGCAGGUCGGAGAGCCUGGUGGCGGACGCGUUGGCGCUGAUGACGUCACUGCUGCAGCGGCCCGUGUUCCGACCGCACUGGGCCGACAUGCUGCACUUGCAGCACUAUGUCAUGAUGCACGCUCUGCGCCUAUUAGCCAGAAUGCUCCGAGAUAAUCUCGCAGCCGUGAAGCCCACGGACACGGAUAGCAUGAACAGCAUCCACUCGACUCUAUCCGAAUGGUUCAGCACAGUGGGGCUGGUGGCGUCCUCCUCGCCUCUACAGCUGGAGAGCUUACCGGCGGCGCGGAAACAUCGAGCGCUGAUGCUCUAUGGCGAUAUAAGGAGGAGUGCUGCUACCCUCGCUGCGGAAAUGUGGCAUAGCCUUGGUGACCAUAAGAGAUAUUUCAUUCCACAACUAGUCGGAACAUUCUUAGAAGUGAGCUUUUUGAAUGAUGAUGAAGUACGAAAUAUUAUCAUUCCAUUAUUCUUUGAUAUGAUGCAGACGGAGUUUAAUCAUACUCAAGAGACGUAUGGCGAAGGCAACCUGCGCACGUUCGAGAACGAGCUGAUCGACAAGCUGGACGUGCUCGCGGAGGCGGGGCGCGGGGACGCCGCCUGGCGCGCGCGCUUCGUGUCCAUCUGCGGCGCGCUGUGCGCCGCCGGCCCCGCCAACCCCGCCGGCCCCGUCAGCCCCGCGCUGCGCACCGCCGGCGCCACGCUCGUGGCGGCCGCGGCGCGCCAGCUGGACGCGCUGCUGCAGUACCGGGCCGCGCCCACCUCGCACAGGAUGUACCUCAUCACCAGCGUGCUCAAGUUCUACGAGCAGAUCGAGCGCCCGCACAUGUAUAUACGGUACGUGCACCGGCUGUGCGCGAUGCACCGCGCGGCGCAGCAGUGCGCGGAGGCGGGGCUCACGCUGCAGCUGCACGCCAAGCUGCUGGAGUGGGCGCACACGCCGCUGCCGCCGCGCCUGCGCCACCCCGCCGCGCGACACCACACGCACCUCGCGCUCAAGAUAUACCUCUACGAAGAAAUGGCGCGGCUGCUAGAAUCGGGCCGGCAGUGGGAGGCCGCGGUGGAAGUGGUCAAGGAGCUGGUGCAAGUCCACGAGCAGACGGCAUUAGACUACACGGCGCUCGCCGACCUGCACGAGUCCUUGGCGUCCUUGUACCGAGCCACCUUGCAUCAGACGAGGUUGCCCAAUUCCUACUUCCGUGUGAGGUAUUUGGGUAAAGGAUUCCCACCGCAUUUGCUGAAUUCGAAGGGUUUCGUAUAUCGGGGUAAUGAGUGUGACAUGUUGCACAAUUUCAAAGAGAGAAUGUUGGACGAAUGGCCGGAGGCUGAAGUUCUAUUGAAAUUGGACGAGCCCGGAGAGGACAUCACCGAAUCAGAUGGACAAUAUCUACAAAUCAACGCGGUGACACCCGUGAUCUCGGAGAAGUGGUCCCACCUCGCGGACAAACAGAUCGACGAGCGGAUACUGCAGUAUUACGAGAACAAUAACGUCAAUAAGUUUAUUUAUUCCAGACCCGUACAUAGGAAUGAGGACGCAAUUAACGGUUCGAGUAACGACGUAUCCGGCGCGAACGAAUUUGCUACAAGAUGGUUGGAGAGGACUGAGAUCGAGAUUAGUGAUCCGUUACCUGGAAUUUUACGAUGGUUUCCCGUAGUAGCGUCAAGGACAUACUUAAUUUCUCCACUCGAAGUGGCUGUGGAAACUAUGUCCAAUACAAAUAGGCAAUUGAAGCGAGUCAUACUCGAGACAAAAUCACCUAAUGUGAUUCUGCACCCGCUCACUAUGAGGUUACAAGGUAUCCUAGACCCGCGCGUGCAAGGCGGGCUGGUGAACUACGAGCGCGCGUUCUUCGCGCCGCAGUACGCCGCGCGGCACCCCGAGCGCGCGCCCCUGCUGCAGCGCCUGCGGGACCUCGUCGCCGAACAGCUGCCGCUGCUCAAGUGGGGUUUGGAAGUCCACGCGUCUCGGGAGCCAGAUAAGAAAAUGCACGCGCUGCUGGUCGAAAGAUUCCACGAUCACCAGCAGAAAGUGCAGCAAGGAUUCGGCCUGAGGACGCUUGAAUUCGACGCCACGAGCGAGGCGUCCUCCGACGUUCAGUUGCGAGUGAACUCUCGCGACAGCACGGACGUAGAUACGCGCAGUCUCACAAACAACCGGAUAUCCGAUAUAUCUACGGGCACCGAUACACCUUCCAAGUCGAAAUUCAUUUCAGCCAUUAAUUGGACAAGAAAUAGCAGUAGCGGUACACUAACGCCAAGACAUAAGAAGAGAAGCAGAAAGGUAAAAUAUGACGGCAGCCAAUGGUACACGACGGCGACAACGAACGGCGUCAACAACGCAAUCAACAGCGCCAUCAACACGGCAAUCGCGAGCGCGUUCAACAGCAACAGCAUCAGCUCGUCGAGCCUCGACACAACAGUCUCGCCUUUGCGGGAGUUGCGGCAAGAGUUGGUGACGGAGCGUCCGCUCCGCGCGGACGUCGAGCGGCGACUGUCGCAGCGGACGAGUUUCGUGACGUCAUCCGAACCGCCGUCCAACCGGGACUCGCUAGGAACCACUGACUCAAACCAAGAUGAGGAAGAGCCGCCGCCGCUGCCAAUAAAGCAGUCCCACCGGAGUUUAGACCUGGACAGCGAGAACAAUAACCUGGAACCGAACCCCCUGCCCACUAGAUAUAACUACGAUCUAGUGCUUUCGCCGAGGAAUUCCUAUUUGUACCAGUCGAAAAGGAGAAACACCUGCGAUUUGCCGCCGGCGAACGAAAAAGCUCCAACCCCCCCGCCGAAGAAACGGAAUCAGUCUAACGCUUAAAUUGUUAUCUUACUAGUGUUAUAUAUUAUAUUAGCUAUUGCCCGCGUUUACGCCCGCGCGGUCUUAAUAAACCGUGGUAUUCCUUUGUGGUAAUUUAUCAAGAUCCUUUCUAAGCGGAUGCCUACGUCAUAACAUAUAUCUGACUGUCAAAUUUCAGCCCGAUUCGUUAGUGGUUUGGGCUGUGCGUUGAUAGAUCACUAUGUCACUCAGUCACCUUUGAGUUAUAUAUAUUUAGAAACUUUAAAAUAGUAUAAUAAUUAUUAUAUUUUGUUCAUAUACAUUGUACUGGUAUGCUAGAUUUUAUCCAAAUUAAGAUAUUCAAUUAUUCAGAGUGUAACUUCAAAUCUACGAUAAAGAUUCUUCUGCAAGAUGUGAUGUGAUUUAAGUGUAAUUGUAAUAUUAUGUAUGUUACAAUAAUAAGUAAAUAAAUCAAUAAUAAGGUAAAUAAAAUGAAAACCAUUACAUUAUUGCUUUAAUAAGUUUUGCGCAAUAUAGUAAAUAUAGUACACAUUUUUAUAAGAACAUACUAUGAUAAUUAACAUAGUCAAAGAUUUGAUAAAUAAUUUAUUACGUAUUGUUAAAUUUACUUGAGUAUUUGACUCGAAAAAAUAUAGCAAAAAUAUAUAUCAAAUUAUAAAUCCUUAAUUAUAUUAAACCACAUCCUUUUGAGUCGUUUUAAAGUAGAACAAUGGUCUUCCAUAUAAUUAUGAAGAGAUAUUUUGAUAUUUAUAUUAAACGAAGUAUAAUCAUAUGUAAAUGGACGAUAAAAAUACUUAUUUCUAAUAUACGAUUGCUCAUCUUUACAUUGCAGGCCACCGAAAACGUAACAUUAGAAUAAUAUUUAGUAUUGUGAUAAUAUUGAAACGAAAUGCCAUUAUUCCAAAGCGACGUUUACCAGAUAUGUGUCAUAAUAAAUUAAAAUAUAUAGGGAUUAUAUUUUUAUUGAUCUUAUUAUAUAUACGUUAAAACCAUGAACAUAAUAAAUGAAUGUUAUGAAGCUAUUAUAACUUUUGUCCUAUGUGAUAAACGAUAUUAAUUUACUAUCACAAAAAGAUAGAAUUGUAAACUAUUUGCAUUUUUAAAUUUCUUUCCACAUUCACAUUUCGAAAAAUAAGUAUAUUUUUGACGUCUUUGUGAUGUCACCGAGACAACAUUUCUCAGUAAUAACUAUAGGUUAGGUUAUACUUACUAACUUUUAAUGUUUCUAUCGGCAACCUAGAGCUAUACCGUAUCGAUAGAGAAAUAAUGACAAUCAAACGUGCCUUGGUACAAAACCACUGCUUUACAAUAGAAAUAGAACAUACGAUAGUUAAGAUUUUUAUUUAUAUUCAUUGUAAAUAGGUACAUAGUCUCAUUCCGAUGUAAACAAAUUAUGUUGUUCGAGUAAUGUUACCACAUUUUGUAAUCAAUAUAUAGUAAUAGAAGACAAUAUGAAAACGUGAUUUUUUCGUUGUUAUUCCAUUUUCGUAUUAAAAUAUAUGGCGUGAAUAUUUUUUGCUUCAUAUUGAUAAUUUAUAGAAAGGGAUAAAUUAAUAAAAAUGCGUUUUUUCGACUUAAUACGUAUAACACAAUGAUAUUAUUUGAUGAUAAUU
Molecule: messenger RNA, 7555 nt
Organism: Zerene cesonia (dogface butterfly)
Lineage: Eukaryota; Metazoa; Arthropoda; Insecta; Lepidoptera; Pieridae
Gene: mbc
Product: dedicator of cytokinesis protein 1
Exons: 38
Coding region: 108-5963 (1951 amino acids)
Biological process (GO): cell migration; small GTPase-mediated signal transduction
Cellular component (GO): cytoplasm; plasma membrane
Molecular function (GO): guanyl-nucleotide exchange factor activity; small GTPase binding
Source: RefSeq, a predicted model, not a curated record